This is a messenger RNA of Numida meleagris (helmeted guineafowl), 5623 nucleotides long. RefSeq names its product boule homolog, RNA binding protein (gene BOLL). The coding region runs from base 79 to 1113 and encodes 344 amino acids. The transcript has 12 exons. NCBI's taxonomy places the organism in Eukaryota, Metazoa, Chordata, Aves, Galliformes, Numididae. Gene Ontology annotation, molecular function: RNA binding. The record is from RefSeq and is a predicted model, not a curated record.
CCCCUUCCUUCGGCCGCGGGACGGGGCAGCCCUGGGCUGAGCGGCGCCUUGCCGCCGCAGCGGCCCUCGCUGGCGGUUAUGGCGCGCCGCCAUUUUGUGUGCGGCGCUGCUCGGGCGGAGGCUGGCGGUGCGGGCCCGCAGCUUGCCGGUGGGGCCGGGAACCUGGCCUCCCGCGGCCGCCGGGCUCUGGCAGUGGUGGGCCGUUACGCCGCGGGACAUGGCGCUGUGGGGACGACUACUCCUAAGGGGACUGCAAAUGAGACUCAAACAGAAUCUUUACCUUCAUCUCCCAACGCUGUGUCGCCAGUGCCAUUAAAUAACUCAACCGGUGCACCAAGAUUUGGAACAGUUACUCCAAAUCGCAUAUUUGUAGGAGGAAUUGAUUUUAAGACUAAUGAAAAUGACCUGAGGAAGUUCUUUGCUCAGUAUGGCUGUGUGAGAGAGGUGAAGAUAGUAAAUGACAGAGCUGGAAUAUCCAAAGGGUAUGGUUUCAUUACUUUUGAAACUCAAGAAGAUGCGCAGAAGAUACUACAAGAGGCUAAAAAACUUAAUUACAAAGAUAAGAAGUUGAAUAUUGGUCCAGCAAUAAGAAAACAGCAGACACGGAUUCCACGUUCUAAUGUAAUACCAGAAGGUGGUACAAUGUACUUAACAACUUCAAGUGGAUAUCCUUAUAUUUACCAUAAUGGAGUGGCUUAUUUUCAUACUCCUGAAGUUGCUUCUGUUCAGCAGCCGUGGCCAUCACGCUCUGUUUCCAGCUCACCUGUGAUGGUAACUCAACCAGUUUAUCAGCCUCCUACUUACCAUUAUCAGGCACCGACACAGUGUGUUCCAGGUCAGUGGCAGUGGUCUGUUUCACAGUCUCCAACCUCUUCACCUUCGUUGUUUUAUCUGCACCCAUCUGAAGUUAUUUAUCAACCAGUAGGGAUUGCCCAGGAAGGUGGUUGUGUACCUUCUCCUUUCUUUCUAGUGGAAGCUGCAGUUCCUGAGCCAUUUUCUGAUCAUGGAGUUCAAGCACCCCAUCACCAGCCUUAUGCCCAGAAUGCCAUAGCCAUGCCUGCACCUGUGAGUCAAACUAAGCAAGUUAAAACACUGUGGAGCAUUCACUAUUAAGCAGUUUGGGCAGCUUUAGUGUACCUGUUCUGAUUUUCUUGUCCUUCCAGUGUGGCUGAGAUCGUCAUCAACAUACCAGCUAGCAGCUGCCUGUUGUGAAGCUUAGGGAAUCAAGGUUGCAUUCUGUGAGAAGAAAUUUUUCACAUCCAUCAUCUCUGUGAGUCUGAAACCUUGGUAUACGUGAAGUCCCCAUUUUCGUCCUAGAAAAGAUUACAGAAUGGAAGAUAACAUUCUUACUCCACCUUCACCUGCAGAUUCUUUAAAAAUAGAUUUUUAUCCAUCUUAUUUGCUCACAUACCUAUCACGUGGAGGGAGUGUCAUUCCUGACUUGUAACAUUUGCUUGGAUGUGCCUAAAUGAAAACGCCCUGGUUUUUGUGAAGAAAGAAAAUUCGGUUUUGCAGUUUGGACAGGGAAACACCCAAAACUGUGAUUUUUUUUUUAUCCUGUACAGCCUUUCUUAAUAAAAACACUUUCACAGGACAAAAUUAUAACUUCUGGUAUACAGCCUACUGUGUAGAUAUUGAUUACUUACUUAGAUUUAAUAAAAUAUGCCAUUUUUUCAAGGGAAAACUUAAUUUUUGGAGUAUAUAGAUUUAAAAGAUGUGUUAGUAAAAGUGGAGACGCCAUCUUCCCCAAAUACUAACAGCAUUUACCCACUAUGGAUUAAAAUCUGGUUACUUAAAUCUGUAUUUUGUUUCAGUUGAAGACAAGAAUCAACUUACUUCUAUGACAAGACCAUUAAAAAACUUCCCCUUACUGCUUUUAACUUUUCUGUUGUCUGAGCAAGACUUAGGAACUCCUUGACAGUGUCAUGAAUGGAGAUGGAAUACUGCUGUCUCCUCAGCUGCAGAAAGCUUCUCUUUAUCCUUGCUUCUCCCCUCACCCCCAUAGAAUACCUUCUAUCUUUUGUAAAAUCUGAGUUCUUCAAAGAUUAAAAUACAGCCUAUGUACUUAAUAGGAAAAGAAGCUAUGACGUCUUUAUUUAAUAUCUGUAUAAUAUCCUGGAGCUUUUAAUCUUACAUCUUCUCUGUAGAAGUUUGUUUUUUGUUGUUGUGGUGGUGCUGGUGGUUUUUGUUGAUUUCUUGUGUUUCUUAAGCACUCAGGGAUCUUACACAGUGGGCAUUAUUGUCAGCCACUAAACUGUGUGUAAUAUAUAAAUACCCUAAAGGUGAUUGUAGCAUUCAGUAGCAUUGCUUUGUGUUGUGCAGGAAAAAAGAUGGAGUCAGGUUCUGUUCUUACACUGGUUUGUAAUUGUAUGAAAGGAGAUGUUACGUACUGUGUCAUUUUAUUUACUGUCUUGGUUGCAUGUUUGCUUAAGGUGUUUUCCGUGUUUUGCUAAAUGGAAACAAAUCUACACAAUAUGAUUUCAACUUCUUGUUCAUUUGUUUUUAAAAAAGUGUUACUGUAGAAACUGUGGGAGAUUGUUUUGCCCAGCAAGUAUCAGAUACUUGCAAUUUGUUUACAUGUUUUUGAGGGGGAGAAUAGUUGCUGUAGCUUGUUGUGUCUCUGAGCCAGUCUUUGCCACCAAAAAUGUCUGUCCAGAUGACUUCUACUUGAUGCAGAUUUUAGAAUUCAUCAGUAUAAACACUGCAGAAAUAUUGGCGCAUCCUAAUGAUAAUUCAUUUCUGUGGAAGAAUUUUUAUAUAGUUUGUUAUUUUUGUAAAUGCUAUCCUGUCUCUGAAGGUGUCAAAGAAAAGUUAUGUGUUCUGUUAGAGCCUUAGUUGUUCUGUCCUGAAACAAGUACUCAUUUGACUCUCAAGACUCAGAAAAUUUAGUCCUAAAUCCUUAUUUUUGAUAUUAGCAGUUGCAGUUUACAAAUAAGACUUAUCUGUUUAUGAGAUGGCUUAGAGAUGGAAGAGAUCAGGUUCACAGUAAGUAUUGUAUAGGGCUUUUGGGGAAGUCCUCUGAACUAAUUGCUUGGAAAUGCAUGACUGUACUGCAGUCAUUUAUCCCCAUCUAUCAGAUGAAAUGAUUUCUAAUGCAAAUAUUGGCAAAAUGUCGCCUAUUUCCCUUUACUGGGACAGAUGAUAGAUUGUUGAUAAUGAGUUGAUCUCCUGGCCUUUGUUUCGAAGAACAUUUACUUCAUUGUAACUUGCAUGUGAACUUGAUCAUUUGGAAGCAUAUUCAGAUUUGGGCACAGAAGUAUUCCCAGGUGUUCUUUUACAGGCUCCGUAACUUCAGUCUGGAGGUAUUGUUUGUUAUAUCACCAUAUCUUAACAAUGUUUAGAUUUGAUCUGAGACCUCUAGAGAAAAAAAAAGAUGAACCACUAAUUUUUGGCCUUCCUCCAGGAACCACCAAUAACUGUUGAAAUAUUGAGGGCUUUCCAGAGAUACUGUAACUUACCUUUCUGUAAAGUGUCUGCCAACAACAAGGGCAUAACACCAAUUAGCAGGAAGUGAAUUUCUAAGCUUCCAGUAGUUGAAUCCUUCCUUAGACACAAUGGAUGCACUGUAACCAGCUUUUGUAGUUUGUACAAGAAUACACUGAUGAUAUGCACUAAGAAUGAACUGUAUAAUUUUUUUUCAAGAGUGCCUAAAAUUGCAUUAUUUUGACAUCACAGCUUUCAGUAUUUUUUUAAUCUCUUACACUGCACAGUAUUACUUUCCUACCAUAUAAAAUUUUCAUAAUACGGAGAUUCUUUACAGAAGUCACCCAGUUAAGCGCAGAUACUGAGGUCCUGAUUCGGGGUUUGGAGAAGAGCAAAGCUUCCUUUGGGCUUCUGUAGUUUCCUGUCAGUAGCUGUAAGGCUUUACACCUGUUAGGAGGGAUUAGAGUAGAUUAGGACUGUGCUCCCUGGAUGCUCACUAGCUAAUGGCAAGUCUUUGUGCAUUAUUUGUCGCAUAUUAGCAAACAAAAUUAACACCCUGAUUUUUACUCUGGGAGUUUAGUGACCCUGCUAGUAUUAUUUGUUUUCUACUUAAUUAGCUUUUACAGUAUUUCUAGCAGUUGUUGUUUGUUUAAUGUUAGAUAUCCACGGCAAAAUGCUAGUUCUGACAUUGUGCUAAGUAACGAUGUCAAACAACCCCUGGAUGUACAGGAAAGCUACAAAAUUUAUCACACCCCUGUAUUUUUACGUAUUUGAUCAGGGAUUCUCUCUUGCAUUAAGUAGAAUUUUCUAGUUUUCUAAUGUUUUGGGUUCCCGCUGCUUCUAAUCCUGAGUACUGAAAGUCAUCAUCCCUGUAAGCUAUUUAUGUUUUUUCAUACUUACGUUUGAUUAUUUCUGAUAGUUAUUUCUCAAAAUAGUUAAUGAGAAAGUGCAUUCCCGUAGUAACUGAACAAAUACUAACAGAACACAUGGCUUUCUAAGGAUGUUUUCCUGUUUUUAGCAGUUUUUAAAUGUAAGAAGUUGUAUGGUUGUGAAGUAGUUGGAAGUUUUUGACUGUAAAAAUAGAUUUGUGGCUUUGUAAUGUUGAACAGCUACAGUAGUCUAAACACACCUGGUAUACAAUUUCCUUCACUUCUGUUUCCUUUUUGAAAGAUGCACGUUGUGAAUCAUUAAAGAUCAAAAAUAUAAUGCCAGUGUCUUGAUACACUUGUACAAUCCUAUGCAAGUUUUCAUGUAGAAAAUACGAAUGGAAAUACAAAAAGCAGAACAGUAAUAUGUGGCUCUCAUUUGAGCAAUGUUUAAUAAUGCUGCUGAGAUGUAAUGGAAAAGUGUAUGUCUUACCAGGCCACUGCAGACUUCUUCAGCCACAAAUAAUUAGAAAAUGCUGAAACUAAUUUUGAGGGCCUCACGUGGUCAUUUUUUGUCUCUGUUCACCAAUGGAGCUGUAGUCUACAUAGGUGUGUACAUUUAAAAAAAAAUAUUUAAUUGGUUUUUAAUCAGAUAAUUAAACACACAUUCUAAAAUGUGUGGUUUUAUAUAAUCACAGUUGUUACAUUUGAUGCUGUAUUGCAGGUACAGAAGAUGUAUUUAAUGCAGCCUUGUUAAGUGAGAUGUGCAUAGGUAAAUGUGUAUUACAUGUGUAGGUCUCAUCUUAGAGAAUUGUUUCCGGCUUUACAAAUCCAAAGCUCUUUCUGUGUGUGAUAUAGCAGUUAAAAAAUAAUAAUAAAUUGUGGUUUUUAACUCUUCACAAAGUUCUGGUUUGGUAACUGAGAGUUUAAUGCAUAUACGUUGGUCCCUAUCUACUGUUUUAAUUGUAACUUUUGUUUAUUUAAUUGUAGCACAGAUGAGUAAUUUAAACAGUUUUAGAAAAAUGUUAAGAAUGGAAUUGAUGAGCUUUUGUCAUUAAACUAUGCUUCUGCAGUCAUUAAAAUAAACCAUUGUUUAUAUCUGAUUAAACUUUUUAGAGUGUGAAGGUAAAUAUUAAUUGUUCUGCUCUGACGUGUGUGACACGGCUAUUGUUCCUAUUUUAUUUUCAAAACUAUUCCUGCAAAGGAAAAAGAAAGGAGAUGCGUUAGAAGUGAGGAGGAGGGUGGCCAAGGAGACUUCAGAAUGAUUAUAAAAUUUUUAUGUAAAUUAUAGACAAAACACUUUAAAUCAAAUCCUUCAACAGAAAAAGAACUAC